GAUUCUCUGUGCCUUGCUAACAAUAGUCUGGGAUCGGCAAGUUUACUGUUAAAAAAACAGCCAGGAGGGCGACAGAGCGGAGCAGAGCUGAGCCGACAGGAGAGCAGAGUUUGCCGAAUACAUGAGACGGUGUGUCCCGGUGUCGGAAAUAAUCACCCAACAUUCUGGGAUUUACAUUUGCAACCAAGGCAAGUGACAGUACAGGCGGGAUUGUUACCAGAUGGAAAUAGCUGUGUCAACCACGCUGCAGGUUGAAGCUGUCUCUUUGCCUUUCUGUGAGAGGAGCGACCCAGACACGACAUUAACAGGAGCGGCCAGCUGCAGCCUAGCUGAAGAUGUCUGAUAAUGGGGAGGUCGAGGACAAGCCCCCAGCUCCGCCCAUGAGGAACACCAGCACCAUGAUUGGCUCCAGUAACAAGGACCCCACCCCCCUCAACCAUGGCUCCAAGCCCCUCCCACCAAACCCAGAAGACAAGAAGAAGAAAGAUCGCUCGAUCCGAUUCAUCCUGACCGGAGGGGGCGAUAAGACCUAUAAGAAGAAGGAGCGUCCAGAGAUUUCUCUGCCGUCUGAUUUUGAACACACCAUCCAUGUCGGCUUUGAUGCUGUUACUGGAGAGUUUACUGGCAUGCCGGAGCAGUGGGCCCGGCUCCUGCAGACGUCCAACAUCACCAAGCUGGAGCAGAAGAAGAAUCCGCAGGCCGUCCUCGACGUUUUAAAGUUCUACGACUCAAAAGAAACGACCAACAGCCAGAAAUACAUGAGCUUCACAGAUAAAAACACAGACGCCUACAGCUCCUGCACCACAACGAGCUCCAAGGCCGUGUCGGAGACGCCCGCUAUAGCAACUGUAUCCGAGGACGACGAUGAAGACGAGGCUGAGCCCCCGCCGGUGAUCGCACCCCGACCAGAACACACCAAAUCAAUAUACACUCGCUCAGUGAUCGAGCCUCUCCCUCCUCCUCCGACCAAAGAUGCUGCGACCUCCCCCAUAUCCCCGCCGACGCCCGCUGCCGCUGCCAUCACCCCUGCCCCCCCUGCAGAAGGAGCUCCCAGCAGCCCUCCCAGUGCAAGCCCCGCCCCCGGGCCUUCUGUGCCCCGCCCCCAGGACAAAACCAGGAAGAAGAAGAUGUCAGACGAGGAAAUCCUGGAGAAACUACGGACGAUCGUAAGUGUGGGAGACCCCAAGAAGAAAUAUACACGCUUUGAGAAGAUCGGACAGGGGGCGUCUGGGACGGUGUACACGGCUAUAGACAUCGCUACAGGACAGGAGGUUGCCAUUAAACAGAUGAACCUGCAGCAGCAGCCGAAGAAGGAACUGAUCAUCAAUGAGAUUCUGGUGAUGAGGGAAAAUAAGAACCCAAACAUAGUCAACUACUUGGACAGUUACCUGGUGGGUGACGAGCUGUGGGUAGUGAUGGAGUACCUGGCUGGAGGUUCGUUGACUGAUGUCGUCACGGAAACCUGCAUGGAUGAAGCCCAGAUAGCUGCUGUGUGCAGAGAGUGUCUCCAGGCGUUGGAGUUCCUCCACUCGAACCAGGUCAUCCAUCGAGACAUCAAGAGCGACAACAUCCUGCUGGGCAUGGACGGCUCCGUCAAACUCACUGACUUUGGGUUCUGCGCCCAGAUCACUCCGGAGCAGAGUAAACGCAGCACCAUGGUCGGGACCCCGUACUGGAUGGCUCCAGAGGUCGUGACCCGUAAAGCCUACGGCCCCAAAGUGGACAUCUGGUCCCUGGGCAUCAUGGCCAUAGAGAUGGUGGAGGGGGAGCCACCGUACCUGAAUGAAAAUCCACUCAGGGCGCUGUAUCUCAUAGCAACCAACGGCACGCCGGAGCUGCAGAACCCGGAGAAACUGUCGACAACAUUCAGAGACUUCCUGAACCGAUGUCUGGAGAUGGACGUGGAGAAGAGAGGGUCGGCUAAAGAGCUACUGCAGCACCAGUUUCUGAAGAUGGCGAAGCCUCUCUCCAGUCUGACCCCUCUCAUUGUGGCUGCCAAGGAGGCUGCCAAGAACAACCGCUAGCUAACUUUGCACUCAUUACUUUCUCUCUCUGUCUACCAUCCCUCCAUCCUCUCUUCUUUCUUCCCUUUUUCGGUAGAUGGGAGGGCGGCGAUCGCUACUGGCUUCAAAUGCCUACAGUCUUUCUCUCCCUUCUUCUUUUUGUCUUUUAUAACUUGUACCAGCUGCUCCUUCACCCAUUGACCUUUGACCCCAAGCUUGAGCCCCAACCCCCGACCCUCGCAGGGAGAAAGAAGGGUAGUUUCUUCCUGUAACUUCUUUUUCGACACUCCACUGGACUCGGACAGGAAGCGAAUGACAUCAGCGGUCGAGCUGCGAUCAAGUGAUGUCAUCGCUGACAUCACCACCCCCUCAGCCAGUACGAACAAUCCAAUAUGAGAGAGAGUGUUUCGACAGAGUCCAAAGACUCAUGGGAGUUCUUUUUUUAAAUCAAUGUUUGUUUUUGUUUUUUUCUAACUUGUCCGUAAAAACCCCGGGCCACAACAGCCAACCAGCACCUUCUGCUGCAGACUGUGUGUGUGUGUGUGUGUGUGUGUGUGUGUUUGCAUGGGUGGGUGGAUGUGUGUGUGUGUGUGUGUGUUAGCUAAGGUCCUAGCUUACUGUCAUGCAUCUAUACGUUUUAGUCAGACAUAUUUCUUCUUUCUGCAUUUGUUGAUUUUCAUUUUAUCACUUUUUUUAAAAUCAAUUUUUGUGUGUGUGCUUGUGUGUGUGUGUGUGUGUGUGUGUAUGUGUGUAUGUAUGUGUGUAUUUUUGGUCACGGGGGGAUAUGGGUAUGUUAAGUAAGUUGAUUGUAGCGUUACCUUCUGUAGUUUUUGACACGGAGCAGGUGAGGUUUGGUACUUUGUCGUGUCUGCAGUGUGAGCUGUGAGUUAGAGAUUAUUAAUAUUCAUUAUAAUAAGGAAAAAAUGGCACGCCCAGAGCCAUCGAUGGACUGAGUUUGGGCGUAAGAGGUUUUCCCUUCAAAACAGCCAUUUUGGCUCCAUGAUAUCUUUCCAGGAGGACCAGUGAAGCGGUGAACUGUGCUGUCAUGUGACAAAGAAAACUUAGUUGUUUACCCAUAAUCCACUCUGCCAAACUCGCUCCAUCUGCAGCUCUGGGACUUCACUGUCUGCGGGCUCGACGCUGAGACUGUGAGGGCGAGAAUGUGCAUGUCAAUAACCUUUUUUUAUACGGUACGUUUAAGAUGGAGAAAAAAUGCUAAUAAAUGAGUUGUGAUAAUGCUGAAACGUAAAGUGACGAUACAUGAAGGAUGCUAGUGUACGACAAGAAAGAUCAUAUCUUAAUCCUAUUUUCAGAAGAAUGAGACAAAUAAAUGGUACGAUGGUACAAUGCUGUUUUUUCCUGCUUGGUGGACUGUUGGAUCCCCAGGAACCCUCUGAACAUACGGUGUAUAUUUUACGUGCAAAAAAGAAAAAAAGCUGCGUUGACAAAAAAAGACGACAACGUUCUGUUUUAGCCUUUGUUUACAGACUCACUGUUUUUUAUAGUUGAUCAAUGUCAGAAAAUGAGUUCACCACCUGUUUUUGAUUUGGAUAUCAAGAUUUGAGUAUUUGUUUUGGAUUUUUUUAUUUUUUAUUUUUUUUAAAAGAACAGAGUUUUUCUUGUUGGCAAAAAAAACGUCCCGUAACUGACGGGUCACAGGUGCAAAUCCUGCAAGAGCCAAAGUUCCCAUCAACAGCCACGGUUGUUCGCUCUGCAUUCGAGCAUCAGAUAAAGAAAACACCUGCGAUGUAAAUACCCACCAAACAUUUCCAAAACAUCUAUUCAAAACUAUCACUUUGAUUUCUGCUCUUAGUUGUUUUUAAUUGUUUUUUUUAUGUAGUGAUGAUGUACCUCUGGCCUUAAACUGUUUCAAAGGUGCAAGACUACUUUGGUACCAGUCUGAUGGCAACGAUACACCGGCAACAUUUUGAGGCAACAGUGAAUAUUGUUGGCAACAUUUCAGGACUGCAACUAACGAUUAUUUUGAUUAUCGAUUAAUCUGCUGAUUAUUUUCUUUGAUAUUUCCCAAGUUUAAAGAUUAAUCAAUUAACAAACAAUUGUGACAUGUUCAUUACAAUUUCCCAGAGCCCAAGGUGAUGUCUUCAAAUGUCAAAGCUAGUCAGUUUACAAUGAUAUAAAAUAAUAAAAGCAGAAUGAUUGGCAUGUUUUGUUAUAAACAGUAAAUAAUGAAUCUGUUAUCAAAGCAUUUGCAGAUUAAUUUUCUAAUCAUCUAAUAGUUGCAGCACUGCCACAGGAUCACCAAACUGAACAAAAUCACAUGUUUAUGAUCAUCAUUGUGGUCACAAAUUUGAACUCUGCAGCAACCAGUGUGAACAAUGACUGCUGAAGUGUAUUUGAGCAAGGCACUAAAGCAAACAGCUGUUUACACUGACUGCAGUACGCAGGAUGAAAGCUGUAAAAAUCCUAAACACGCCUGAAACUGUUGCCACAGUGUGUUUGUGUGUCCUGGUCUGAACCCCCAGCUGGACUUAAAGGACUGUUCUGUGGUUUUCCAUUAGAUUUUCUCUGAGAUCGCUCUGUGGCAGAAUGCUCUGAAAACCAGGUGAACUCUGUAUGUAGUUUAAAGUUUUGCUGUCAAUAAACACUCAUCAAAAGAGGAAGUAACACUAAACAAUCAGAAGCGCAAGAGCUGUCUGCUAAUGAAAAACCACAGGAAGGCUACUUUAAAUGAUCCUUUAAACCUUGGGUUAAUGUUACCAAUUAAUGGUAUUUUGAUGGGAUCGUAUUAAGCUGACAAUUAAAAUGUUGUCGACCUACCAAGAUGGAUUGGACCAAACAGUAUUUGUGAUUAAUUCUCCAGUUUGUUUAACCCGCUGCAGUGUAACAGAUGAGAUGAGCUUCACAAUGUUAUGUUGGAUAAAUUGUCAGUUAAAUAAGGAAUAACUUAGUAGUUUUCUAUUUCAAGUAGUCUAAACUUUUUAGGAAUCAUAGAACAAUCAGAUAACAAGAUAGAUUCAUUUCAUUAACAUUGAUAGAAAACAAGAUAAAUUAAUUUCCUCAUUAAAUCCAUAUGGUUCAGUUGUGUUCAGUGUAUGAAUACCGUAGCUUUCUUUGUAACAGUUUGUUUGCAGUGUCCCCUCUCCUAGGGGAUGAGGAAAUCUUUUCAGUACCCCAGAGUUUCAGGAUAGAGCCCGAUCCAUGAUUAGCAGUCACAUAAUGACAAGCCAUCGCAUACUCAAGAUUCUUAGUGCAAAUAGCCGUUUUAUGUUCAGCAAUCCUCAGUUUUAGAGCUUGUUUAGUUUGGCCAACAUACACCGGACAGCAGAGGCAUUUCAGUAUAUAGAUAAUGUGAAUGCUACUGCAGUUUAUAAAAGACUGGAAUUUGAAUUUUGCAUAAACUCCUUUGCAUCAAGUUUCCUUCACCUUUAGCUGCACAUAAGAGUUCUGCUUCACCUGCAAAAUGUCACUGAAAGAGACACAAACCGACUACAAACAACACAUCUGCGUAGAAGGUUGCUCUUAUGUAGGAGGGGUGGGGUGAGGUCCUGUCAGCUUGUCUCAUGAUCCGUCCAUGAUCAUCCUUUGUGACCAUUAUAUAACUGCCAAGAGAAACUAAUGUUCCUGAAGUAAUAUCACAGCAAAAGUCUGAUGACCAUCACAUUCAGCCUUGAUAAAUCAGCCUCUGUAGGAAACACACGGACUGCUGCUGACUGUUACUGCUGGACCUUAGAACAAGUUAAAUACUAUGCAUUACUUUAGUAAAAAAAAUAAUCAUUUUACUGUAUGAAGUGACCAUCAACAAGCAGGACACAGUUCUCUUAGCAGUUUAAAGGGGGAUUCAGACUUGGUACAGUCCAAGGUCUAAAGGGGGACUUGGUUCAGUCCAGGAUGAGACGGUCAAUGAAUUCCUCACUGCCCAGUGUAUCAGAGCCAUAAUUUAUCUGUUUAUAAGUCAUUUUGAUGAUUUGAAAUAACUCUGAAAAAUGAAAAAAAUAAAACUGUACAAAAACUGA
This is a messenger RNA of Siniperca chuatsi (mandarin fish), 5977 nucleotides long. It is a transcript of the gene pak1, whose product is annotated as p21 protein (Cdc42/Rac)-activated kinase 1. Lineage: Eukaryota; Metazoa; Chordata; Actinopteri; Centrarchiformes; Sinipercidae. Gene Ontology annotation, biological process: regulation of actin cytoskeleton organization; regulation of axonogenesis; intracellular signal transduction. Gene Ontology annotation, molecular function: protein serine/threonine kinase activity; ATP binding. The record is from RefSeq and is a predicted model, not a curated record. The coding region runs from base 336 to 2024 and encodes 562 amino acids. Gene Ontology annotation, cellular component: cytoplasm. The transcript has 17 exons.